CACGUCACUGGAAAAAAGCUGAAAUUUUGAAUUGGAAUAUAAAUAAAGAAAUAUAGGUUUCCGUUCACGGAGGUUUUGUUUUUGUAUUCAUUUCAAACAAACCGGAUCAGAAACACAAUUUCUACUUAUGAGCUCCGACGACCGUGAAAGCCGCUCCGGCUCAGCGCCGUUUCCGCCGCCGGCUUCAGUCUCCAUGACGUCCCCAUUGGGCUCCAGUCGGCGCCGUCUUUCAAGUAGUUUCAUCCCCUCCACUGAGCCAGUUCGAGCCGAGCGGCAGCUCACUUGGGUUUCAACUCGGCUCGGAGAAUCCAGGUCGGCUAAACACAUAGAUAAUGGCGUGGCUUGGGAGCUGUUUGGCCCCAUUGUUCUUGUACACGCUGCUUCCGUUAGUUUGGAGAAAGAUAAGCUCAUUUCUGAACUUCAAGAAUCUGUUCAACUCAGGGAUCUGGUGCUCUCAGCCAUGCAAGAGGAGCUGGACAAUCUUUGUGAUCAGGUGGCUUAUUUUAAAGAUCAACCAGACACAUUGUGGGGCAUAUCAUCCGCCAUGAAUGCGGAUGAACCAUAUGAUGAUUCUCUCUGCGGGAAUAUCAGAACUGCUGGUUGUGGGUGUCGGUCUUGUAUUUUUCAUCACUUGUCAUCAAAUGAUUUGAUGGGUAAUACUGUCAUGGAAGAAUCCAACUCUGAGGACACAUAUAAGUGUCAGCUGCCUCCUAUGACAUCAGAGGAACGCCGUAUGUCUAAUAUAUCUGAUUGGGCUCCUAGUGUCGUUUCCUCUGUUGAUAUUCAGCUACAGUUAGACAGUGAGCAAGAUAUAUACAAUCUACGGAUGGAAUGUGAAGAAAAGGAUACCACCAUAAAGGAGCUGUCCGAAAAUCUCCACUCAUCCGAAGCUAUUAGUUCCAAGAGAAUCGCAGAAUUGGAAGGCAUCAUUCGUACGAAAAAAAGUGCAAUUACAAAGCUUAAGAAAGACAUGGCGGUUCUUGAACAGAAGGUGUCCUAUCUAACCCGGCUUCGUAGACCUUCUUCGUUGUCAAGCUCAAAAGCAGGUGUGAAGCAACUCCGGGGCAUAAAAGAUAACUUUUUAUAUGAUGUGGAUAGUGCAACUCGUGCAUUAUCUUCUGAUUCAGAUUGUCCCCCAAGGACCAGUUCUCAAGCACCUAAUGCCAAAAGUGAGGAGAUUAUAGUUCAAAAUUUUAAACACUCUUUAGUGGGAGAUCAGAAAACAAGACAUGCCAAAAGUUCAAACAAUGUAGACAAAUUGACCAAUCAAUACCAAACUUUUCUACAAGAAAGUCCUGUCGGAGAAAACUCGCCGAAUGAGAUAUUUGAUACAGAAUCCUUGCCAAGAUUGAGACUGCCGACCAGGUCCAAGGAUGCUAUCCUACAGAAGUGAUGGGAUGCUUAUUUCAGAUUAUUCUGGGAUCCAUGUCAAGUGCCUACUCAUUAACCAAAAAGAUUGAAUGCUUUGUGCCAGGUUAUAGUUGCAGAAUAUGUUGUCCAUAAAAGUUCUAAUGUAGAAGCCCAUAUAUGCUUAUCAAUAUGAAGCUGCUGGAGUUCUUCUGAAUUUGUUGCAAGUUGACUACGUUUAGGUACAAACUUUGUUUAGAUUCAUGUAACUUAUGUUAAAUUUGUAAUCAAUGUUCGUAAAAGGCUUACAGGGAACAAAGCAAUAAAUUGGAUCUAACAUGCUUUUCCUGAA
Molecule: messenger RNA, 1699 nt
Organism: Daucus carota subsp. sativus
Lineage: Eukaryota; Viridiplantae; Streptophyta; Magnoliopsida; Apiales; Apiaceae
Exons: 7
Coding region: 128-1393 (421 amino acids)
Source: RefSeq, a predicted model, not a curated record